GAAAACACCCAGCACGAUCCUUAUUUAUUACGGCAGAGCAGGUCGUUUCGAGAAGACAUUAUAAUAUUAUAUCAUUAUAUUAUUGUAUAAUGAUAUAAUAUAUGUAUGAUGUAUUAUGUUAGAUCUUAAAGCUGAAUGAUCCGGCUCAUGGUCGUCAGCGCGCGGAGAGGACCGUUGAAAAGGACCGCGGGAGGAACGCUCGUGCGGUGCGCGCCGCCUGGGUUUUUGAUCUGGCCUCGAGCCGCCUGUCUCGUGCUGUGAUGACGUCGACCUAGGACCAGGACUCUGUUCCCCUAGAACCAGGAACAGGACCAGGACUCUGCUCCCCAGCUUCAGGACCAGAAACAGGACUCUGCUGUCCUCCCAGCCUCAGGACCGGACUCUGCUGUCCCCCCAGCCUCAGGACCGGGACCAGGGCUCUGCUGUCCCCUCAGGACCAGUACUCUGCAUUCCCCCUAGCCCCAGGACCAGGAGCUCUGCUGUCCUCCCAGCUUCAGGACCAGGACUCUAGUGUCCCCCCAGGACCAGGACUCUGCUGCCCAGCCUCAGGUCCUCUGAGUGGAGGACAGACUCCAUCCACAGUCGAGACAUGAGGUCUCUCCUGCCUGGCGUGGCAUUGACUUGCUCGCUGCUCCUAGAGUGUGUGGAGGGAAAGAAGUACUGCUGGUAUUUUGAAGGUGGAUACCCCAUCUACUUCAUAUGCCGUUCCUAUGAGGACUGCUGUGGGACCCGCUGCUGUGUGAGAGCUCUCUCCAUCCAGAGACUAUGGUACUUCUGGCUGCUGCUGAUGAUGGGGGUUCUGUUCUGCUGUGGCGCCGGCUUCUUCAUCCGCCGGAGGAUGUACCCGUCAGUGCUGAGCGACGACCCCGCCUUCAACGUGUCCUUCACCAGGCAGGCCGUCGCCACGCCAGUGUUGCAGCAACCAGGGACCCUGCAGGGUUUCGGUGUCAACAGCAGGAUGGGCGACCCGGGCGUUUCCACGGCGGCUCCGGCGUACCCGUCCCAACCGGGCGCCGCCCAUCCCAUGAUGAGCUCCUACCCUCCGCCGCCGUCCUACUGCAACCACCCCCCGCCGUCGUACGACCAGCUGUUCCACGACGCCGCCGAUAAGAAGUAGUGGGACGCCGUGGGGUUUGGAGGACGAGAGACCACCACCCUCACCCUCCCCCCCCCCCCACCUCAGAGUGGUGCUUCAACACAACGUCUGUCUGUGUGUCUGGCUGGCUGCAGGACGUACAGAGCGAUGGCCCUGGACUCUGAACGCGCUGACAUACACCAGGAUGACUGACUCGUCGACAAUUCAACAAGUGGCAUUAGACAUGUUGACCUCUGACCUGAGAGGCGGGGAGGAGGAGGGGGGGGUCUGGCUUUGCGACGCAGGCAUGCAUCUGUGUUUGUGAUGUUUUGUGAACAAUGUGGGGCUGUCCUUCUCCUGCAGCACAGCAUGUAGCACAUGCACAAGGGCACCCAAAACAAGAGAGAGCACCGGAGAAACAGCGAGUCUGACUAGUGAACACAUCUGAAUCAUCUGGCCACAGUAAGACAAAGGGCCGGUCCAAGAGAAAUGGCAGAUUAGACAUGCUUUACACAGUCUCACACAUAUGCACUCCCUCGCUUGCCUGUGCUUCGACCUUCUGCUUGAAAAGAACAGAUUUGUCCUGUUUUAGAUGGUAGGCCUGGAAAUGUAAAUCUAUGAACAAAAGGGACCUUUGCCACACCGGGAUCUUCAACUGUCACCCACAUCGACAGGUGGUUUUUAUGUAUAUUCUUUAGGUUGUGUUUUGAACAUUUGUGCUGCUAAACGUAGAUGAGCCGGUCCGUAGUUUGUGUCGCUCCAUGAUGUAGCUUCGUCAUUUGGAUGUCUCCUUCUUUCCUACGUCUUCUGCUUUAAAACACAGAAUCUUUGUGAACAAUGACUUGCACAACACCAACGCUGGCAUUGAGAGUCCAUAUAAUCAAGUCACCCUUUUCUAAUUGGCCUUCUGUUGAAAUAAAACAUCCCCUCUUACACUAGAGAUUGGGAUUUGGAGUUAGUUUUGUCAACUGUGGACCCAAAGUUCAUGGGGAAACGUUUCAUCCUGUAACUAUGCAAAAGAUAAUUUAUAAAUCAGUAGGAGGCUGUUUUGGUAACGUAGUCUUCCUCAUGUUGUCUAGAUUAGUUAUUCUACUCUUCAGAGUAGUGAUUCUGCUGGACCGUAGUUCUAACCCUAACCCAGAAGGGGGACAGGGGGAUCCGGUGGUAGAAUAGUCUUAACCGUCAUUAUACAUCUGUGAAAUAUGUAAAUAAAAGGUCACUUCUCUGAUGAACUCGUUUCCUAUUGGA
Messenger RNA from Gadus chalcogrammus (walleye pollock), 2323 nucleotides. It is a transcript of the gene vopp1b, whose product is annotated as VOPP1 WW domain binding protein b. The record is from RefSeq and is a predicted model, not a curated record. Gene Ontology annotation, cellular component: cytoplasmic vesicle membrane. The coding region runs from base 590 to 1117 and encodes 175 amino acids. NCBI's taxonomy places the organism in Eukaryota, Metazoa, Chordata, Actinopteri, Gadiformes, Gadidae. The transcript is spliced from 5 exons.